CCCCUUACUGUAGUCUCGGUUACAGGUUAACAUUAACUCAGUGAGCAAAAAUCGAGUGCUCCUCAGGCACAAUAGGAUCACGCCCUUUCCACCACAAACAAACAAAACCCUAAAAUUAUUUAUUUAUUUAAUUAAUUAAUAAUCAUCGGCGCCGGGAAGCUCACCGGGAACUUCAUCGGCUACUGAAUCUCAGGGAUUUAUCAUAUACCGAAGUGGAAGCGACGAAUGGACAAAGAAUUUUGGAUGCUAAAAGGCGGUGGACAUGUCAGCGAUGGAGAUGCGGUUUUCGAUAACUCGUCUAGGAUCGAACCUAAGCGGGCCCGUCAGUGGCUCUUAGACGCUUCCGAGCCGGAGUUAUUUCCUAGCAAAAAACAGGUUCUAGAAGCUCCAAUUACCAAGCAGGAAUCAGAAAUUCUGAUGCAGAGUUCACUUUCUUGGGAAAGUUCUUCUGGAUUUCAGUCAGUGCCAUCCGCCCCGAACCAAUUUAUGGAUCGGCUAUUUGGUUCCGAGACAAUCAUCCCCGCAAUUGCUGGGACAGAUGGCUCAGGUGUAAGAGAAAAAGUUAUUGGAGAAGAGUUUGAGGAUAAUUCAUCCGUUGGUUUGUCAAUUUCUUACGCAAUGGAAGAACAGGAAAAUGGAGUGAGUUAUGGUGGACUUAGAAAAGUCAAAGUCAACCAGGUCAAGGACCCUAUCGAGCACGACAUAGGGGUUUCGAUGGAGCAGACAUACCACAGGGGUGGUGAAAUUACCUUUGAGUCCAUUGGACAGCAUUACGGUAAGGAAGGUGGAAAUGCUACAUUGAUGGGCCAAUCGUACAACACGGGUGAAUCAAAUAUCACUUGUACCGGAUCGACUUUUGGCAAAGGGGACAAUAAUAAUAUUAUAUCUUUUGGCGGCUAUCAAGAAGAAUCUGUAAUGGAAGCCCUUGCUAGGCCAGUUAGUAGCUAUAGCUUAUUAUACGAGCAGUCUUCAGCUCAAACAUCAGAAACACCUACCAAGAAGGAGGUGGGUGCACCAAAUAGCGGUGCUACUGUGGGCACCACUCAGGCACCUAAACCAAAGGUUGAUUCGACAUCUAAGAUUAAGUCGGACACGAAACCUUCAAGGAAAGAAGCACCAAAUAGCUUUCCUUCCAAUGUGAGGAGUUUGAUAGCAACGGGUAUGCUUGAUGGGGUGCCCGUGAAAUACGUUUCUGUCUCGCGUGAGGAGCUUCGUGGAAUCAUCAAAGGCUCUGGAUAUCUUUGCGGAUGUCAGUCAUGUAACUACUCUAAGGCGCUUAAUGCGUAUGAAUUUGAACGACAUGCCGGGUGCAAGACGAAGCACCCAAACAACCACAUAUACUUUGAAAAUGGGAAGACAAUCUAUCAGAUAGUUCAGGAGUUAAGAAGCACUUCUGAGAGUAUGCUAUUCGAUGCAAUACAGACUGUGACUGGUUCUCCGAUAAACCAAAAAGCCUUUCGCACUUGGAAAGAAUCGUUCCAAGCAGCAACUCGUGAGCUUCAGCGAAUUUACGGAAAGGAAGAGCUCAACGUUUGAGGUAUUCCGUCUCAGUGCAAAACAGGUAUUAGGUGUAAGAUGGGUAUAAAUUAUAGUAACUAUCGUGUGCAGGGCAAGUGUUAUAUAAUGUGGUAAGCUUCGCGAAUUGUGAUUGGAUUGCCGGCUUUAAUUUAUAUAUAUUGGGAAAUCAAAUGUGCUGGAAUUUCAUGUUUGUUCCCUGAAGAAAAUAUCAAGGAAAAGUUGUAAUGUUCGUGCUUUUGUUCUUAAAUUUGCGUUUGUUGCCAAUAUUCAAUGUCCAAACAUUAAAUUAGUGUCGAGGUAUUGUCUUAAUGUCGAAAGUGAAGUACAUUUUGGUGAACAUAAGGCCUUAUUAACAACUUGGAAUGUUUGAUCAUACAUCAAAGCUAACCUUACAAAGGGAAACUGAUUAAUCUGAGAUUAUUCCAUUGUUUCGCCGAUAUAAAAAGUAAUCUGAUCCUCACAUCCCGAAACUUGAAACCGUUCUUUUGUACACGCAGACGUUAUACGUAAUGUCAAAUUAAAAAUAAUUAUAAUAUGGUCACAUUCGCAUACACGUAGCAUGAGACUUUUUAUUUUGAUUUUUUUUUUCAAGAUAUGGAAAUUCACUAAAUCAAACCAAAAAGUAUAGCAGGAUAGCCAUCAGCCAUAAAGUAAGCUUAGAUCAACAUAUAACUAUAAAUAAAUCAAAAAGAAAAUUAAAGUUUGUGCAAAAAAGGCAAUGGUUGAGCAUAUGCUUAGAAGAUUCGCUCCACUAACAACCCAUUCAUCCAUUAUUAGCUUUUUGAGUUAACAUUUCCACCGAAGAAGGCAUCCAUUUUAUACCCCUACGGGGGGUCGAAUAAUCGCAGCACCAAACGGAGUUUAGUUUUGAAGAAAUGGGAGGGUGUAAUGAUUAUCUUCCAUGUUCGGUGAUUGAGAAAGUUUAAUCUAUCUCUGUUUUGGGCAACUAUGCAUCCUUUGGCAAUGUCUUCUCACAACCGUUUUUGUCAGUUAAGUUCUUUGUUUUGCCCUAGAUUUUAGGCUCGGGUGUAUUUUUGGAUUUUGAUCGGUGUAAUGUUCGCCUUUUUUUUUUGUGAUUUGAUAUGUUGAAACUAUGAUAUUGAAAAUUGUUGUUGUGGUGUGUUUU
This is a messenger RNA of Erythranthe guttata (spotted monkey flower), 2644 nucleotides long. RefSeq lists its product as hypothetical. Gene Ontology annotation, biological process: positive regulation of transcription by RNA polymerase II. Gene Ontology annotation, cellular component: nucleus. Lineage: Eukaryota; Viridiplantae; Streptophyta; Magnoliopsida; Lamiales; Phrymaceae. Gene Ontology annotation, molecular function: chromatin binding; histone binding; RNA polymerase II transcription regulatory region sequence-specific DNA binding. The record is from RefSeq and is a predicted model, not a curated record.